Messenger RNA from Cyclocybe aegerita, 834 nucleotides. NCBI's taxonomy places the organism in Eukaryota, Fungi, Basidiomycota, Agaricomycetes, Agaricales, Hemipholiotaceae. The record is from the annotation of a GenBank genome assembly.
AUGGAGAGCUUCAAGGCAUUGGGACGCUCAGAAUCUGCUACAGUGGUACCUCAUCUGCCUUUGGCUGAGGCCUUUGUUUCCAUGGAACGCACUGGGUGGCUCGGGAGUCUAAACCGCCCUUCGAGAGAUUGCACUGCUCCAGACCUUCAGUCGGUUUUCACUCAGCGUCAUGCUCCGGAAGAGGAAGGAGCUGCUCUACGUUACAUUCUCGAAGCGCCGUGGCCUGGUACUGUGGAAUUGCGUAUUAAACCCUCGUCUUUUCAACGACGGGAGCCUCCUCUCCAACCCCCGAACCUCAGCACGCUUGCCUCCUCAGCAAUCGGCUUCUCCGUUUCGAACGAGCAGCUUUUCAAACGCUCCCUCAUCGACGUUAGACCCAUUAUAAACGGCAUUAAGACCACCUGUGACUCCGAGUGCUCUCCUUUGCACUCCGCCUUCGAGAUACGGCGUUUCGCCUACGAUGACGAUGACGAUGGUGACAGAGACGACCUCGACGACCUCGAUAUCAAGUGCAUCUGCACGAACGAGAACGUCGCCAUCUUGAGAGCAUGCCUGACCUGCGCCUAUGACGCCGCGAGUGUCACCAGCGACGACCAGCAGGUCAUCAACAAUGCUCUUGCGCGUUAUCCGGUCGCUUGUGCCCGUGAAGGCUACACCAUCUCGUCCGUCUUCCCUUCGGCGACGACCACAGGGCCAGCUUCACAGACCACCGAAACCCACUCGAGCACUGCGACUUCUGGUGGUCAGUCCAACGGAGGAACCGCAGUCCGUGUCGAAUACGGCGCGCUCAUGGGGGUGCCCGCUUCUUUCGGUGGCGCUGUCCUUCUCCUCUGA